Molecule: messenger RNA, 3542 nt
Organism: Carlito syrichta (Philippine tarsier)
Lineage: Eukaryota; Metazoa; Chordata; Mammalia; Primates; Tarsiidae
Gene: CAPN7
Product: calpain 7
Exons: 21
Coding region: 244-2553 (769 amino acids)
Biological process (GO): proteolysis
Molecular function (GO): calcium-dependent cysteine-type endopeptidase activity
Source: RefSeq, a predicted model, not a curated record
UUUCCGUUACAAUCCGGAGACUUUUGGUGUAUCUCGUAGCCAUUACUUUUGAACUUUCUUGGCAACUUCACAAGAUGAUGUUUCUUUAAGAGAAAAGUUGUGUGUUUAAUUUUGAGAAAUAACUGAAAAAUUAAUAGAUUAAAAUAGUCCCAUUUAAAAUGCCUUUUUUAAUGCGAAAGAAACUCCUAUGCAGUGCCUCUUGUUUUCCUGUAGGAAGCUGCGCAGGCCUUGAUUUAUGCGGAGAUGGCGGGAUCGAGCCUAGAACGUAUUCAGGAAAAAAUAAACGAGUACCUGGAAAGGGUUCAGGCUCUCCAUUCAGCAGUGCAGUCCAAGAAUGCUGAUCCUUUGAAAUCAAAACAUCAGCUGGACUUGGAGCGGGCCCACUUCCUUGUUACGCAAGCAUUUGAUGAAGAUGAAAAGGGAAACGUGGAAGAUGCCAUCGAGUUGUAUACAGAAGCUGUGGAUCUCUGUCUGAAAACCUCUUAUGAAACUGCUGAUAAAGCCCUGCAAAAUAAACUGAAGCAGUUGGCCCGACAGGCGCUAGAUAGAGCAGAAGCAUUGAGUGAGCCUCUGACAAAGCCGUUGUGCAAAGUCAAGCCAACGAAUAUUAAACCAAAGCACCCUCCAGUGAGAGCCCAUUUUCCACUAGGAACCAAUCCCUUCCUUGAAAGACCUCAGCCAUUUAUAAGUCCACAGUCGUGUGACGCACAAGGACAGAGAUACACUGCAGAAGAAAUAGAAGUGCUCAGGACAACAUCAAAAAUAAAUGGUAUAGAAUAUGUUCCUUUCAUGAGUGUUGACCUGAGAGAACGCUUUGCCUAUCCAAUGCCUUUCUGUGAUAGAUGGGGCAAGCUGCCAUUAUCACCUAAACAAAAAUCCACGUUUUCCAAAUGGGCACGGCCAGAAGACCUCACCAACAAUCCUACAAUGAUAUACACUGUGUCCAGUUUUAGCAUCAAGCAGACAAUCGUAUCAGAUUGCUCCUUUGUUGCAUCCCUGGCUAUCAGUGCAGCUUAUGAAAGACGAUUUAAUAAGAAGUUGAUUACCAGCAUAAUUUACCCUCAGAAUAAGGAUGGUGAACCAGAGUACAAUCCAUGUGGAAAGUAUAUGGUAAAACUUCAUCUCAACGGUGUCCCAAGAAAGGUAAUCAUUGAUGACCAGUUACCUGUUGAUCAUAAGGGAGAACUGCUCUGCUCAUAUUCCAAUAACAAAAGUGAACUCUGGGUUUCUCUCAUAGAAAAAGCGUACAUGAAAGUCAUGGGAGGAUAUGAUUUUCCAGGGUCCAACUCGAAUAUUGAUCUUCAUGCACUGACUGGGUGGAUACCAGAAAGAAUUGCUAUGCAUUCAGAUAGCCAGACUUUCAGUAAGGAUAAUUCUUUCAGAAUGCUUUAUCAAAGAUUUCACAAAGGAGAUGUCCUCAUCACGGCAUCAACUGGAAUGAUGACUGAAGCAGAAGGAGAGAAGUGGGGGCUGGUACCCACCCACGCAUAUGCUGUUCUGGACAUUAGAGAGUUCAAGGGACUGCGAUUUAUCCAGUUGAAAAAUCCGUGGAGUCAUUUGCGUUGGAAGGGAAGAUACAGUGAAAACGAUAUAAAAAACUGGACCCCAGAGUUGCAGAAGUCUUUAAACUUUGACCCCCGGACAGCUCAGAAGAUAGACAACGGAAUAUUUUGGAUUUCCUGGGAUGAUCUCUGCCAGUAUUACGAUGUGAUUUAUUUGAGUUGGAAUCCAGGUCUUUUUAAAGAAUCAACGUGUAUUCACAGCACCUGGGACGCCAAGCAGGGACCUGUGAAGGACGCCUACAGCCUGGCCAACAACCCUCAGUACAAGCUGGAGGUGCAGUGUCCACAGGGGGGUGCAGCAGUCUGGGUUCUGCUCAGCAGACACAUCACAGACAAGGAUGAUUUUGCAAAUAAUCGAGAAUUCAUCACAAUGGUUGUAUACAAGACUGAUGGGAAAAAAGUUUAUUACCCAGCUGGCCCACCUCCGUACAUUGAUGGAAUUCGAAUCAACAGCCCUCACUAUCUGACGAAGAUCAAGCUGACCACCCCUGGGACCCACACUUUUACACUGGUGGUUUCUCAGUAUGAGAAACAGAACACAAUCCACUACACGGUCCGUGUGUAUUCAGCAUGCAGCUUUACUUUUUCAAAGAUCCCUUCACCGUACACCUUAUCAAAACGGAUUAAUGGGAAGUGGAGUGGUCAGAGUGCUGGCGGAUGUGGAAAUUUCCAAGAGACUCACAAAAAUAACCCCGUCUAUCAGUUCCAUAUAGAAAAGACUGGGCCGUUACUGAUUGAGCUACGAGGACCAAGGCAAUACAGUGUUGGAUUUGAAGUUGUCACAGUUUCUCUGUUGGGAGACCCUGGUCCUCAUGGCUUUCAGAGGAAAUCUAGUGGUGACUACAGGUGUGGGUUUUGCUACCUGGAAUUAGAAAAUACACCUGCUGGGAUCUUCAAUAUCAUUCCCAGUACUUUUUUGCCUAAACAAGAAGGACCUUUUUUCUUGGACCUUAAUAGUACUGUCCCCAUCAAGACAACACAACUUCAGUGAUGGAGAAAUCCCAACAAGUACUAGCUUUUAUACGUACCAAACAACAGCCCUUCAAAUGAGGACACAAAUCUUCAGGACAGUAAGAGCAACAAUCAGAAUGGAAUUCAGUCUCUCAAAGCGUGUCACAGUGGAAUCUGGUGCUCAUCAGGGUGUUUGGUAAGAACUGUGCAUAGUCAGGAUUAGCUGAACCCCUAGAAGUACUGUUUACAUGUUUUGUGUAUAGAGCGAGUUGGCUUGCAUUUAGAGGCCGUCUGCAUAGGACGUGCGUCAACUAAGAGUGGACUCAGCGUGAGAUGCCUUUGCUAAGAGAGGAGAAAGGAGCUGGGGGAAAUGAGGGCGGGCUGGACUCUGAGGAGUGGCAGGCUAGCUCAGUGUCUGCACGCCGUCAGAUCUGCUCACCUCCACUCGACACCUCAGGCAACUAAUUACCCAGUGACUGGUCAUCCUAACUCAUUUUGACUUAUCAUUAUUGAUGAUUGUAAAUGUCUGUUGUUGCCCGGAUGUCAUGAAAGAAUAAAGCUUUAAGAAGCUCAUCGAGAAGAUGCUCAUGCUUGAGAAUGAAGGCUGCUGAGGUUAGACAGCUAGCGCCCACUGAAUCAUGUAGAGAGAACCAAGAUCCCAUUACUGUUGCUGUCUAUUUUUCAAAGCAGUCCUCUAGGCACUGAAGGCAUCACGGUCUAGCUUAUGGUCCUUUUAAAUUGCUCUAUGGCUCAGUGCUCUUGUGGCAACAGCACUUGGAAGAAGUAAUUGAGAAUUUGAUACAUGGUGAUUGGGUCGUAUAGCAUUCAGAUAAAGUGAACUGCUGGGAUACUGGUGUUGUGUCAGUUCUCCAUUUACAUAAAAAUCCCUCAGAAUCAAAUGACGGUCAAGAUUCUAAAGGUGUAAAAAUCAGUGUUGGGAUUUUUAUUGUCUCUACUUUAUAAUUAUUAAAACUUUUUAUUUUGUAUUUCUGCUGCCUUCAAUUGAAAUAAAAUGUUUAUACUUAUGGA